Messenger RNA from Arachis ipaensis, 3909 nucleotides. Lineage: Eukaryota; Viridiplantae; Streptophyta; Magnoliopsida; Fabales; Fabaceae. The record is from RefSeq and is a predicted model, not a curated record.
UUUUUUUUUUUUUUUAUCAGGAUUCCAGAGAACUCUUAUGAGCAAUAGCAUGGAACCUAGAAAUGAAUUCCACCAUGGAUCACACUCAGUAACACAUGACCGUAUGGAUGGCAGUAAUACUAACAGAAGACCACCUGACCUCAAUAAAUCAGAAGUUAAACCUGUACUUAAUUACUCCAUUCAGACGGGUGAGGAAUUUGCACUUGAAUUUAUGAGAGAUAGGGUGAAUCUUGGGAAACCUGUAUUUUCAAAUGUUGGUGAUUCCAAUUAUACAACGGGAUAUAUGGAGCUGCAAGGCAUGUUAGGCAUUGGUCAUGCUGGAUCUGGAAGUGGAUCAGACAUCUCUAUGCUCUCAGUGGUUGACAAAUAUCCAAAAGAGUUUGAUAAAAUAAACACAUCAAUAUAUGGGGACAGAAGUAAUUAUGGGUCCAUUCGAUCAAUACCAACUACUUCAUUGAAUCAAGACAAUAGACAAUUUGUGCAUAGAUAUGGCUCUUCUCGAGGUUAUGAUAGCUCAUUGUUGAUGAUGAAGUUUCUUUGCAGCUUUGGUGGUAGAAUAUUACCACGACCUAGUGAUGGAAAGCUAAGGUAUGUUGGAGGUGAUACACGUAUUCUUCGCAUAAGAAAGGACAUUACUUGGCAGGAGCUUAUGCAUAAAGCAUUGUUAAUCUAUAGUCAGGUUCAAGUAAUCAAGUAUCAGCUUCCUGGGGAAGAUCUUGAUGCUCUGGUAUCGGUAUCAUCUGACGAGGAUUUGCAGAAUAUGAUGGAGGAAUGCACUCAUCUACAAGAUAGAGAAGGAACGCAGAAGCUUAGGAUGUUUUUGUUCUCAAUCAGUGAUUUGGAGGAUGCUCAGUUUGGUCUUGGUAGCAUGGGGGAUGAUUCUGAGGUCCAGUAUGUUGUUGCUGUUAAUGGAAUGGACUUGGGAUCAAGGAGAAACUCAACCCUGAUUGGUGUCGGCUUUUCAGCAGAUGUUGUGCAUGAAUUGGAUGGACAAACUAUUGAGAGGGAGACCAAUAGAGUUGCUGUAGAAUCUGAAGGUGUUAGCAAUGUUCCCUUGACUAACAAAUUUGACUUGCCUUUGAAUAGUCAGUCUUCGCAACCAGUGCUAUCCACAGCCCCAAAUUCCUAUGAAACCUAUCCUCUGUUUCACAGUGACCAAAUGAUGCACCAUGAGGAGGUGAGAGGUCAAUAUGGCCUUAAUCCUGCUUAUAUGCCUGUUGUUGGAGAGACUCCUAUUACAAUGCCCACUACCCAGGUGGUUAUUAAUCCACAAGGGGUUUUGAAUGACAUCUAUCCACCUAGUGGAUUACAAGUCCAAAGUCCAGAAAUACCUACAACUCUGAUGGCAAAUACUUCAAUUCAACAAGGAAGCGACCCUGGGAAAGCUUUCUCAUUAGAAACACCACUUCCAGCUCCUGUGCAACUGUUUGAUGGUUACCCAAAAAAUAAUCUUCCUGAAGCAUCAGUUGCAGUUAAUGUGCCAGACGGGUAUUCAUUGCCUCCAACUAAAAAGGACCAGCUUCAGGAUGAUGAAGUGGCUUCGUCUACUUCUAGGAGCACCUUUGGUCCAACUUACGUUGAUUCUCACUCCAAUGCAGUUGACUUGAGUUGUCUUCACCCUCCUCCUCUUCCCAAAAGAGUUUACUAUUCAGAAAGAAUUCCAAGGGAGCAAAUAGAGUUGCUGAAUCGGUCUUCAAAGUCAGAUGAUGCACAUGGUUCUCAGUUUAAUGUGUCAGAAUUACUUUCUGAAGUUAACCCGACAGAAUUACUGACAGAAUCUGGUGAAAACUUGCAUGAUGGAAAUCUGUCUAAUCUAACUGAGUAUUCGAAGGUCGUAGCAAAGCCCUUGCAAUCAGACGGCAUUACAAUUGAUAAUGGGGCUGUUAAACAUCAAAAGCAAUUGCCUGAUGCAAGCGGUCAGCUGAAGUCAAAGUUGAGUGAGCAUGUAAAGCCCGAGUUGAAGCAGGUGUUGGCAAAUAGUGAAGGAAUCAUAGAUGCAGUAAAUAAGGAUAACGUUCCUCAGUUGGAAAGUGAAAUUAAUAGUAAGGAUAACCAUAACAAAGCCCUGCUUGGUGAGAAGAAGGGUAGUAAGUCAGACUUAACUACUUUGCAACAGGUUCCUUCUGUUAAGCAGCUUGAGGAUCCAGCAUCAAAUCUUCCAGAUAUCGAUUGGGGUGGUGUUUCUGUGAAGGACUCUAAGGAUGAUUCUGUUGUGCAAGGAUUGCCUGUUUCUGUAAAUGGGAAUGCUACGACCAAUGGUGAUUCACAGCAUUAUCCUUCAAAUGUUUCCAAAGAAGGACAAGGUGACAUUCUUAUUGAUAUUGAUGAUCGAUUUCCCCGUGAAUUGCUUACAGAUAUGUAUUCUAAAGCUUUACUGGAAGAAAGUUCCUCUGGUCGGCAUCCUUUAACCUCAGAUGGAGUGGGUCUAAGCAUAAAUAUGGAAAAUCAUGAACCUAAACAUUGGUCAUAUUUUCAUAAACUGGCACAAGAAGGGUUAGAUAAUGUGUCCCUUAUUGACCAGGAUCAUGAUUUUUCAGGUGAGAUGGGAAAGGUGGAAGAAGAUAAUAGAACUCAACAUGUUACGCCUCUAACAGCUGAAGAAAAAUAUCAGAAUGACUUAGAUGGAAGAAUUGGAACAGAAACGGCUGUUCCUGAGUCAAACUAUGAUCAUUCCCAAUUGAAUGACGCUGAAAGUAUGCAGUUUGAUGCUAUGAUGGAAAAUGCAAGGGCACAAGAGUCAGAAUUUGAGUUUAGGGGAUAUUGAUAUGAGUGGCGUGCAGGUAAUAAUGAAUGAAGAUCUUGAAGAGCUUAAGGAACUGGGUUCUGGUACCUUCGGGACUGUGUAUCAUGGAAAAUGGCGAGGAACUGAUGUCGCAAUUAAAAGAAUAAAGAAAAGCUGUUUCACUGGUCGUUCAUCUGAGCAAGAGAGACUGACUGUAGAAUUCUGGCGGGAAGCUGACAUUCUUUCCAAGCUUCAUCAUCCAAAUGUGGUAGCAUUUUAUGGUGUAGUCCAGGAUGGACCAGGUGGAACGAUGGCCACUGUUACAGAGUUCAUGGUGGAUGGUUCCCUUAGGCAUGUAUUACUUCGUAAGGAUAGGUAUCUUGAUCGUCGCAAGAGACUGAUUAUUGCAAUGGAUGCAGCUUUUGGAAUGGAAUAUUUGCACUCAAAGAAUAUUGUGCAUUUUGACUUAAAAUGUGAUAAUUUGCUUGUUAACUUAAAAGAUCCUUUAAGGCCAAUAUGCAAGGUUGGUGAUUUUGGCUUGUCAAAAAUCAAACGGAACACAUUGGUGUCUGGUGGUGUACGGGGGACUCUACCCUGGAUGGCACCGGAGCUCCUGAACGGUAGCAGCAACAAGGUCUCAGAAAAGGUUGACGUGUUUUCAUUUGGCAUUGUAUUAUGGGAGAUUCUAACGGGCGAGGAGCCAUAUGCAAAUAUGCACUAUGGUGCAAUUAUAGGUGGAAUUGUGAAUAACACAUUGAGGCCAACAAUUCCAAGUUAUUGUGAUAAUGAAUGGAGAACACUGAUGGAGCAAUGUUGGGCGCCUAACCCUGCAGCUCGGCCUUCCUUCACUGAAAUUGCGAGUCGGCUGCGUGUAAUGUCGGCAGCAGCUAGCCAAACCAAAACACAGGGCCACAAGGCUUCUAAGUGAUUCAUGUUGAUACUGAUGCUGACUUUGAUCCCCCACUCUUACACCAAAAUAUUGUCUUUGAUAAUGUUAAAUUUUAUUCAUUGUAUUAUAUUGUACUGUACUCCAAGGAAGCAUAUUACACUAGGGGCAAUCCUCUAUAUUUUAAGGGAGGAAGGAUUACAGUGUAAGAGUAUUAAAAAACAGCUACAAACUUCGACCAAGGUUCUUGGCAGAUGCUAGCAUAAUUUAACAUGUACAAUGAAUUUUUCAUUUACAUCUA